AUGCCACUGAAACGCUCCUUAAAAGAAUCAAUCGAAAGAUUAUCUAGUUUUCAAUCAAAAUAUAAUAUUUUCACUAGUAUCAAUCCAUCUCCUUAUUCAAUCACAAAUAAAAAAGGUACAAAAGAAACAUUGACAGGUUGCGUUGCCAGUAUCAAGGAUAAUAUAGUUACAAAAGAUUUUCCAACCACAUGUGCCUCACAUAUACUUGAGAAUUUCAAGUCUCCCUUCGAUGCAACAGUAGUGAAACUAUUAAAACAGGCAGGAGUGCAUAUCUUAGGCAAGACAAAUUUAGAUGAAUUUGGAAUGGGUUCUGGGGGAGUACAUUCAAUAAGAGGGCCCGUAAUUAACCCUUUAUAUCCUCAUGAGGACAAGAAGAUCAUGGGAGGUUCAUCGUCUGGAGCCGCUGCAAGCGUUGCUUGCGAUCUAGUCGAUUUUGCCUUGGGAACAGAUACUGGUGGCUCCGUUAGGCUCCCCGCAUGCUAUGGAUCUGUUUUAGGAUUCAAGCCGUCCUAUGGACGGUUGUCAAGAUUUGGCGUAAUAGCGUAUUCUCAAUCUUUAGACACUGUUGGCAUACUUAGCAAAAAGAUAAACGUCUUGCGAAAAGUAUUUCAUACGCUCGAUAAAUAUGACAUGAAAGAUCCCACUUCCUUAAGUGUGGAAUUGCGUGAAUUGAUAGAAGGGAAUAAAAAGGUUAGGAGACCUUUAAAGGUAGGAAUUGUAAAGGAAUUUAGCCAUGAAAGUAUGCCCAUUGGGUUCCACAGAUUAUAUUUAUCCUUACUAGAAAAGCUGAUAAAUUUAGGGCUUGAAAUAUACCCUGUAUCCAUUCCAUCUGUAAAAAACUGUUUACCGAUUUAUUAUACGCUAUCACCCGCUGAAGCGGCUUCCAAUUUAUCAAGGUAUGAUGGUAUCAGAUAUGGAUACAGAGAUUCAGAACUCGAUAUAAAAGACGGUAUUUUAUUCGCACCUACUAGGUCCAAAUUCGGAACAGAAGUUAAGAAUAGAAUCAUUCUAGGUAAUUAUAAUCUUUGUUCAGAUGCAUUUAAGAACAAUUUUAUUAAGGCAGAAAAGCUACGAGUUAAUUUGAUCGAUGAAUUUGACGGGAUCUUCAGAUUUCCAAAUGUUUUAACUAAUUCUAAGGGAAAUCCAGACGGCCUAGAUCUACUGAUAGUUCCCACAUCGUCCAAGCUUCCUGGAUCCAUAAGGGACUUCGAAGAAGAGGAAGCCAAAUCUCCGGCUAACUCGUAUAUAAACGAUGUCUUUACUGUCCCAAUGUCAUUGGCUGGACUACCAAGUUUAUCAAUGCCUUUAAAAGAGAAGACCCCGAUUGGCUUACAGGUAGUAGGUCAAUAUGGUGAUGAUUCCACUGUGUUAGAUUUUGUCGAGUCAAUAUCAUAA
Saccharomyces cerevisiae S288C is the source of this 1395-nucleotide messenger RNA. It is a transcript of the gene HER2, whose product is annotated as glutamyl-tRNA(Gln) amidotransferase subunit HER2. Bases 1 to 1395 code for a protein of 464 amino acids. Gene Ontology annotation, molecular function: glutaminyl-tRNA synthase (glutamine-hydrolyzing) activity; glutaminase activity; catalytic activity. NCBI's taxonomy places the organism in Eukaryota, Fungi, Ascomycota, Saccharomycetes, Saccharomycetales, Saccharomycetaceae. The record is from RefSeq and is marked reviewed. Gene Ontology annotation, cellular component: glutamyl-tRNA(Gln) amidotransferase complex; mitochondrion. The transcript has a single exon. Gene Ontology annotation, biological process: mitochondrial translation; translation; glutaminyl-tRNAGln biosynthesis via transamidation.